Sordaria macrospora k-hell is the source of this 1734-nucleotide messenger RNA. RefSeq lists its product as uncharacterized. Gene Ontology annotation, molecular function: mRNA 5'-cap (guanine-N7-)-methyltransferase activity. NCBI's taxonomy places the organism in Eukaryota, Fungi, Ascomycota, Sordariomycetes, Sordariales, Sordariaceae. Gene Ontology annotation, cellular component: nucleus. The record is from RefSeq and is a predicted model, not a curated record. Gene Ontology annotation, biological process: 7-methylguanosine mRNA capping.
AUGUCCGGUUACGAUGGCUACAGCAGCUACAGGUCGACUCGCAAGAGGCAACGCUCAGAGUCCCCCUACGACGAUGACCGCAGAGACAACCGCAGAGACGACCGCAAUUACGACCGCAGAGACGACCGCAGAGACGACCGCGAUGACCGUAACGACCGCAAAGAUGAUCGUCGAUAUAAGUCUACAAGGCAUGACGAUGAUGAGGACGAGAACGAUGUCCUCCCGCAACCAUUUGACGCCCGUAAAUUAGCUCCGGCGAAGAGAACCCAUACCCCCACUACCAGCGGCGAGCCCAGAAAGCAGAAGCGGCCCGGCCAACGCGCCCGCAUCACGGAUGCCGAGCGCGAACAGAUUCGUCAACGCCAGAUGGAGCGCGAGCGCCAGGCUCAGCGGGAGGCAGAAGCGGUCGCCGAAGCCGAGCGCCGCAACACUGUUAAUGAUGUCGUGCGCGCCCAUUACAAUGCUGUGCCAGAGCGUGGCCGCGACUGGCGCAAGACAGACAGUCGUAUCAAAGGUCUACGCUCUUUCAACAACUGGGUGAAGAGCUGUAUCAUCCAGAAGUUUUCCCCUGACGAGGACCAUUCGCCCGGCGCCCGUGAGCGGGGAAUCAGUUCGAACAAUCAGCUACUAGUGCUAGACAUUGGAUGCGGCAAGGGCGGUGAUUUGGGCAAGUGGCAGCAGGCGCCACAGCCCGUGGAGCUUUACGUUGGGCUGGACCCAGCAGAUGUUUCCAUUGACCAGGCGCGUGAUCGGUACCGCAGUAUGGCAGCUCGUGGCGGUCACGGCGGCAGAGGCGGACGGGGUGGCUAUAAUAGGAGACAGCCGCCGCUCUUUGAGGCUCGGUUCCAUGUUAAGGACUGCUACGGCGAGUCGAUUGAGGACAUUGACAUUAUCCGACAGGUCGGAUUUGCGUCAUCCCAAAUUGGUGGCCCCAGCCAUCGGGGCUUCGACGUGGUCAGCAUGAUGUUCUGCAUGCACUACGCCUUCGAGACGGAGGCCAAGGCGCGCCAGAUGCUGAAGAACGUGGCCGGCGCGCUGAAGAAGGGUGGUCGGUUCAUAGGAUGUAUCCCCAACUCGGACGUCAUCAGCGCAAGGGUAGAGGAGUUCAACAAGCGAUUGGCCGAGCAGCAGAAGGCUAAGGAGGACCAGGCCCAACCCAGCGUUGAAACUGAUGGUAGCACGCCCAAGGAACAAAAUGGUGACUCUACCGAGAAGUCCUCGUCAGACCAAGCAGAGAGGAAGCCUACCCCACAGGAUGGCGAGGGCUCGGAAGAGGCACCUAGGCCUGAAGAAGAAGAAAAGGAAGAAGGGGAGCUGGAGGAAGGCGAACUUGAACCUACAUCUGAAGCUAAACCGCCCUCCGACCCAACCAUCGCAGAAUGGGGUAACGACAUCUACCGUGUGCGGUUCAACGGCCCUACGCCCGCCGACGGCAUCUUCCGCCCUCCGUUUGGAUGGAAGUACAACUUCUUCCUUCAUGAGGCCGUCGAGGAGGUUCCUGAAUAUGUGGUUCCUUGGGAGGCUUUCCGUGCGCUGGCGGAGGAUUACAAUUUGGAGUUGCAGUACCACAAGACUUUCCAGGACGUGUGGGAGACGGAGAAGGACGACCGAGAACUAGGUGCCCUGAGUGAGAGAAUGGGAGUUAGGGAUAGGAUGAGCGGGAAGUUGUUGGUAAGCCCAGAGGAGAUGGAGGCGGCGAGCUUCUACGUUGCUUUCUGCUUUUACAAAGUUUGA